Bombina bombina (fire-bellied toad) is the source of this 612-nucleotide messenger RNA. Its product is annotated as olfactory receptor-like protein OLF1. Lineage: Eukaryota; Metazoa; Chordata; Amphibia; Anura; Bombinatoridae. The record is from RefSeq and is a predicted model, not a curated record. Bases 1 to 612 code for a protein of 203 amino acids. Gene Ontology annotation, molecular function: olfactory receptor activity; G protein-coupled receptor activity. Gene Ontology annotation, biological process: G protein-coupled receptor signaling pathway. Gene Ontology annotation, cellular component: membrane. The transcript has a single exon.
AUGACUGGUGCAGAUAUGCUUAUAUUAACAGCCAUGAGUUAUGAUCGAUAUGUGGCCAUCUGUAACCCUUUGCAUUACCCAAUGGUCAUGAACAAUAUUGUCUGUGUUCUCUUGGCAGUCUUCUCUUGGUUGUUGAGUUCUCUAGACAAUGCAAUUCCUCUGUUUUUUUGGUCACAUAUUUCCUGUUUUACAACAAAUAUAAUCAAUCAUUUUUUCUGUGAUCUCGUUCCUCUUAUGGAACUUUCUUGUGAUGACAAGUCUGCUUUGGAGAGUUUGGUCCUCAUAGAAGGAACACCUAUAGUUCUGAUUCCAUUCUUUCUAACUUUCAUGUCAUACAUUUUCAUCAUUGCCACCAUCCUGCGAAUCCGCUCUAGCACUGGAAGACGCAAAGCCUUCUACACAUGUUCUUCACACCUUACGGUUGUCUCUCUUUUCUAUGUGUCACUUUCCUUUGUGUACUUGAGUCCUACCACUAUGAACAGUUUGACAUUUAAGAAAAUAUCCUCUCUUUUUAACUCAGUAGUUGUCCCUUUGCUAAACCCACUUAUUUAUAGCUUGAAAAAUAAAGAGAUGAAAUCAGCCCUUAAGCGACAGUUUCGAUUUAUAUGGUGA